Medioppia subpectinata is the source of this 4750-nucleotide messenger RNA. The record is from the annotation of a GenBank genome assembly. NCBI's taxonomy places the organism in Eukaryota, Metazoa, Arthropoda, Arachnida, Sarcoptiformes, Oppiidae.
AUGGUCACUAUGUCAAUUGAAAACAAUUCAAUUGUUGGCAACUCUUCGGCGAAACCAUUGAUAUCCAUAAGCCAUUCGAUGAUUGACAACAACAUCGGAUCAAUUGGUGAUCCAAACCAGUCGUCAAUUGCAACCCAAUUGACUUCAGAGCCGAAAAAAUUGCCAAAAAAGCGAAAGUUUGCCAUUGAUUUCAAUGAAGACUUUAAUGACAAUAACAGCGAUAAUAAUAACAAUAAUCAAAACCAAAGCAUUCAUGAAAACUAUGAUAACAACAAUAAUAACCACUUGAAUGCAAUGGCGAAGUCGACUAACGCUAUGGCCAGUAAUGGUGUGAAUAGUUAUGUGUGUGGAAUGGAUAGCGAUCUGUCGGAAUGGAUUGGACACCGAGUGUUGGCCAAAACAGACAGAGGUCUGUACGAGAAGGGAGUGAUCGACGACUGCCAUCACCACAAAGGCAUUGGCGUACUAAUCGAUCUGUCGGAAUGGAUUGGACACCGAGUGUUGGCCAAAACAGACAGAGGUCUGUACGAGAAGGGAGUGAUCGACGACUGCCAUCACCACAAAGGCAUUGGCGUCCUCUUCGACCGAACAAAUCAUAUUCAAUACUAUUCGACCAGUUCUACCGAUUUGGUGGCCGAUUGCUGUCCAUUGGCCGCACAGAUCAAAGUGGGAAUGGAUGUGAUCGCCAAAUGUCUCAAUGGCUUCAUGGAGGGAACGGUGGCCGACAUCUCAAUGGACAACAGCAACGGCACGAUCAACGGCCAGAAGACCGUCUAUCAGAUCCGCUUCAACGACGAGAAUAAGUGCGAAUGGCUUUCCAGACCUAAUCUUAGGCUUCGAGUCCAACCGUGGAGUGAAGACGUGGACAAUGAGUGCGCGGAAGCGACCGAUAAUACGGCUGUAAUAAACCACGGCUUGAAUUCAUGUGUGAAUACAUACGAUAGCAAAAUAGUGGCGCCAAUCGGUGGCCAAUCACAGCAGCCGAUGAAUUCACCGAAUGUGAUAAGUGUUAUAACGAUGGCAUCUCUCGCACAACAGCCACCCAUUCCUCCGCCCCCUUCACAGCCACAGCAGCCGCCGCUUCAGAGCCCGCUUUCGCCACACCUGUCGAGAUCAGUGCCAGUGAUGGCUCAGUACUCUCUCGGCUCCAACACCACCGAUGAUGAGCAGGAAUUCUCCGACGCCGACGAAGACGACGAGAUCUGCCACUUCUCGAACAGCAGUACUCCGACGACACCCAAUGUCUUCACAUUCAAACACUGUUCAGCGCCGACAACGCCGACAGUUCUCUCGCAAUCUGCGUCCGGACACCAUAUGAGCGGUCAGUCGGGAGGCGUUGUCACCACUCCUAACAAGUAUAAGAAGGGAGACAUAGUGUCGGCUCCCAAUGGGAUCCGCAAGAAGUUUAACGGCAAACAAUGGCGACGAUUGUGUUCGCGCGACGGCUGUACCAAAGAGUCGCAGAGACGGGGCUUCUGUUCCCGACAUCUCUCUAUGAAAACAACUCCACAACAGAAUCACUCAAAUAUGACUCAAUCGGCGUCUAAUAUGGUGUUCAACACGACGUCCAAAGUGUCGCCAAUAAACCACUCGACCGGACGUGUGAUAGCGUUGGAGUCGCGCGACUCGAACCACAUUCUGAACGCCAUUUCCGGUGAAUCUCUUGGAUCACACGCACCGCCGCCGCCACUAAUGACAGCCAAUCAGCAACAGUUCGAUACGACAGAAGCGGCCAAUAUGUUGAUGUCGUUAAGCCAUUCGCCGAACGCACUGACCAAUGGACAGCAUAACAGUGUUAUUGUUAACAACACGAGUCACCCGAUGUCUCAUAAAGUUGUCACUCAUUCGCCACAAUCACAUCCAUUGCCAUUGAUAUCACAAUAUAAUAGCUAUGAAUCAAACAACACCAACAAGUCGUCUGCCGGACGAUAUCAUAUCAUAACACCGGCCACUCAUUUGCUGCCUAUCUUUCAGCCGACGUCCGCACCCGCUCUCAGGACAAAGAGCGACUCAUCCGUUCAUCGAUCGCUUAAUGGACACCAAAACGAAGUUAUUUUCAUGACUCCCGUCACGGCUGAAGCAAAACAGUCGCAAAUGCAUCCAUCGGUGACUACAAACGCCUCAUCCGAUGGCAAACCAAUUCCAGUGUUUCCGUGGCAUUCAUUGGUGCCAUUCCUGACCACUACUACACCAUCGAUCACAUCGGGACUGACGUCGCCUCCACUCUCAGCGCCGCCUCAUUUCGCAGACACCGAUAAUUCCGAUAACGACGACGUGUUUGAGAUUUCGGUCACAACUGAUAAAAAUAAUUGCGAAUCCAAAGAGUAUUCACAAAAUGUCUCGACUUAUAACAAGAGAAGGAGUCAAUCGUUGAGCGCUUUGCAGCAAAUGAAGAAUUCGGGUCCCAAAGAGUAUAAAGAAAAAGGUCUGAAAGGUUCGGCUAAACAACACAUUCGGCGCCCAAUGAACGCAUUUAUGAUAUUCUCGAAAAGACAUCGAGCGCUUGUCCAUCAAAGACACCCCAACUCUGACAACAGGACUGUAAGCAAGAUCUUAGGCGAGUGGUGGUACUCCUUGGGUCACGAGGAGAAGCAAAAGUACCACGACUUGGCCUUUCAGGUGAAAGAGGCUCACUUUAAACGUCAUCCCGACUGGAAGUGGUGCUCCAGAGGAGGCGCACAACAGCCCCCGAAUAUGAUGGCCAACGGCAGCGGCACUGGUCUCGAGCCAAACGGCGAUAAGAAAAUGCCUAAAAUUACUGCUAUUAAAAAAUCAAAGUCUUUUAGCGAAGAGUCGGAUAAAUUGAUUAACGUUUGCGACGACUUUUCCGGCAUAUCAUCGGACGAAGAGGAGGACGACGGACCCACUGAUAUGGUCAUCGAUCUCAAGUGCAAGGAGUCUGUGGCCGUCGAAGACGAGUCCUCUGAAACCGAACAGACGGUCGAUAAUCAACAGAAACAUUGCGUUCGAUUCAGUUCUCCGAUAUCGAUGUCAAUUGAGUCCUCGCCUAAGAUUACGGAAUCUGUGGCCACACCUAAACCUAUUAGAUCUCAAUCUUUGAAUAGUCCGCCGAAUUCUGCCAAACCUUUUAGUGGAUUAACAGCUUUUCAGCCGAAAGGCGCUGUGUUUAAAGACGUCGGCCCUCUUUGCGCUGCUCUACCAGUGGUCACAACUAUAGACAGUAUGACAGCCAAUGCCGACACUCCACUGGACGCGUCGUGUGGAUUAGUGGUCCAGAAAUUAAGCCGCGGUUCACUGCCCUCACCGCUAAUCAUACCAGUAAUCAGUCAAACCACUGCUCCCAUGUCUUCACUGUCGCCACAAACAGCUCUCUUCACUACUUCUCCCUCUCUUAUGAUGAAUAAGACCACAAAUUCACAACAAUUACUGACCACUAACUCCUCGGCCGCGUAUAUGACCGGUAAAUAUAAAAAUAUGGUGAAAACGCCGUCAUCACCGCAAACACAGCUGAUGGCAGGUCUGUCAACACUGACAACACUCGCACAACAAAGAUCUCCAGUAAUUGUCGCACAACAGCCCCAAAGGCUGUCAUCAAACGAGUCACAGCCGCCGACCACUACACCCGUCACACAAACCACAUCUGAGCCCCAGUUUUACAAAACAGUUAUGAAUUUUAAGAGUGGAAACCUGUCGAUGACAACACCUCCCACUCCUUUAAUGAUACCGACUGUAAAAGUAGAGCCGCCGCCCAAUUCGCCACUCAAUACCGGUCCCACUGAUGACAAUAAGCCAAAGGCGGCCCAAAGUGUAGGUAAUUCUGGCGGCGAAACGACAUUUGUUUUGGCGCCGACUCCGGCACAGCUCGGGAAGACCCGUAACAAAAAGGCGCCGAACGGCGAAUCGACCACUAAUGACAGCGACAAUAAGGACUCGCCAACCAAUGAUAGGGACGCUAUGGAUCGGGUGCUCGAAGAAGUGAACUUUGAGCGACAAUUUGCUCAAUUGCCUGAAUUCAAGCCAAUGCGUACACCACUGAUGAACAGCGCGUCCGCCACUCCCACCACUCCUAUCCCUCUCUCACCGAGUCUUACGGCAGCGUUUGUCAGCUCUUACCGCAAACGGCAGCGAUUGAGUCACUCAUCUCAACCCUCCAAUACUCCAUUGAGUGCAGCGCCCAAAACACCCGAAACGGCGGCCACAACAACGCCCGAUACGGCCACCUCUGGCAACACCUUCUUCGGGCCGACUUUCAAUUUGGGUGAAGCGCUCGCGUCGACCAACACUGAAGCGGACGUCCCCUCACCCCAAACGCCCGCAGGUGCCGAAGCAGAGAAGAGUUCAUCGCUUCGAAGAACUUUGGAUCAGAGGAGACAAUUAGUGAUGCAUUUCUUCAAUGAAAAGGGUCUCUUUCCUUCCGCUCAGGAAACGGCAGAAUUUCAGAUGAAAUACUCGUCAAUAUUUCCGAAUAAAAACACAUUACAGCUUAAGAUACGAGAAGUGCGCCAGAAGUUGAUGUCCACUACACCGACGACACCCAACUCUGCGCUCAAUCCGACCGGCGAUCGACAGUAUACUCCUGGAGCCGUCGCCGCCGACCAGUACUCCUCUGGUCAACACUCGGACGACUCGAACGCUGGUCGACAAUAAUCAGACGUCGGCUCAAAUAAAUAGAUCGUUAAAAAUCAUUCAUUUGAAUAAAAGCAAUGAAUUAAUUAUUAUUAAAAAACAUAAAUCCGUUAAAACUGAUUAUUUUCGAUGUUUUUGUGUUAAAUAUAUUGACUAAUAAUUG